This is a messenger RNA of Rattus norvegicus (Norway rat), 5876 nucleotides long. RefSeq names its product scribble planar cell polarity protein (gene Scrib). NCBI's taxonomy places the organism in Eukaryota, Metazoa, Chordata, Mammalia, Rodentia, Muridae. The record is from RefSeq and is a predicted model, not a curated record. Gene Ontology annotation, biological process: positive chemotaxis; neural tube closure; establishment of cell polarity. Gene Ontology annotation, cellular component: postsynapse; adherens junction; cytoplasm.
GACAGGCUUUGCUUUAUCUCCAGUUGAGGGGAGUGAUGGCUUGCAGUCCUUCCCUACGUGAAUAUCGCUGAGAGCAGUCCGGACCCGAGAUCUGUAGUAUCCAGGACCGAGAGCUUUUUGCGGGCGGUUGGGAAUCUUAGUUAUUACAGCUACUACUAUGGGUCACGCCGGAACUGGCCCGGAAGUCCCGACAUGCCCUGCGCGAGACUGCUACGGGUCGCCGGAGAUGCCGCGGCGCCCUUUGGGAGUUGUAGUUUUGAGCAGAGAGGGCGGGCCUAGGCUUCCCGGCGGGCUACGCGGCUGGGCGGUUGUCGCGGGCAGCGGCGGCGGUUCCGGCUGCGGUGCUGCGGGCGGAUGAGCUGCUAGGUGAGCAGGCCGGGCGGGAUGCGGAGCCGCCGCCGCGCCCCCACCGCCUAAGAAAGCGCUGCCGGGUCAGGCCGCGCUGCCAGCUGUGUGCCGCCAUUCGAGCCUACAGCUCGUAUUGAACGCGGGCCGAGCCUAGCGCCGACCCCGGCCGCAGUCCGGGUCCGGGCUGCCCGCCCCACCCCCGCGCGCGCCGCUCCGCCCGCGCUCGGCGCUCAUGCGGGCCGAGCCCCGCCCCCCGGCCCGAGCCCGCCGAGCGCCUCCCGAGCCCGCGCUCACUGCCGGCCCGCAUCAUGCUGAAGUGCAUCCCGCUCUGGCGUUGCAACCGGCACGUGGAGUCGGUGGAUAAGCGGCAUUGCUCGCUGCAGGUUGUACCAGAGGAGAUUUACCGCUACAGUCGUAGCCUGGAGGAGCUGCUCCUCGACGCCAACCAGCUGCGCGAGCUACCUAAGCCCUUCUUCCGGCUAUUGAACUUGCGGAAGUUGGGCCUCAGUGACAACGAGAUCCAGCGGCUGCCUCCUGAAGUGGCUAACUUCAUGCAACUGGUGGAGCUGGAUGUGUCCCGGAAUGAUAUCCCCGAGAUACCUGAGAGCAUAAAGUUCUGUAAGGCUCUGGAGAUUGCAGACUUCAGCGGGAACCCCCUCUCCAGGCUUCCCGAUGGCUUCACACAGCUGCGCAGCCUGGCUCACCUGGCUCUGAAUGAUGUGUCCCUGCAGGCACUGCCUGGAGAUGUGGGCAACCUGGCCAAUUUGGUGACCUUGGAACUGCGGGAGAACCUGCUUAAAUCUCUCCCUGCGUCCCUGUCUUUCCUUGUGAAGCUAGAACAGCUGGAUCUGGGAGGCAAUGACCUGGAAGUGCUGCCUGACACUCUGGGGGCUCUGCCUAACCUACGGGAGCUGUGGCUAGACCGAAACCAACUGUCAGCGCUGCCCCCGGAGCUAGGCAACCUGCGGCGGCUGGUAUGCCUGGACGUGUCAGAGAACAGGCUGGAGGAGCUACCCGUGGAGCUGGGUGGGCUGGCACUGCUCACAGAUCUGCUGCUUUCCCAGAAUUUGCUUCAGCGGCUGCCAGAGGGCAUUGGUCAGCUGAAGCAGCUGUCUAUCCUGAAGGUGGACCAGAACCGGCUAUGUGAGGUCACUGAGGCCAUAGGGGACUGUGAGAACCUCUCGGAACUGAUCCUCACAGAGAACCUGUUAACGGCUUUACCCCGCUCUCUGGGCAAACUGACCAAACUGACGAACCUUAAUGUGGACCGGAAUCAUCUUGAGGUGCUGCCACCUGAAAUCGGAGGCUGCGUAGCCCUUAGUGUCCUCUCCUUGAGAGACAAUCGCCUGGCUGUCCUUCCUCCUGAGCUUGCCCAUACAGCUGAGCUGCAUGUGCUUGACGUAGCUGGGAACCGGCUGCGGAGUCUGCCGUUUGCACUCACCCACCUCAACCUCAAGGCACUGUGGCUGGCUGAGAACCAGGCACAACCCAUGCUCCGCUUCCAGACCGAGGAUGAUGCCCAAACUGGUGAAAAGGUGCUUACCUGCUACCUGCUGCCCCAGCAGCCCUUGCCAAGUCUCGACCCUGGACAGCAGAGCAGUCCCUCAGAGAGCUGCAGUGAUGCCCCUCUGAGCCGUGUCAGUGUCAUCCAGUUUGAGGACCCCCUUGAAGGUGAAGAAGAUGCUGAGGAAGCUGCAGCCGAGAAGCGGGGCCUACAGCGUAGGGCCACACCUCAUCCCAGUGAGCUCAAGGUGAUGAAGAGGGGCAUUGAGGAGCGCCGAAACGAGGCCUUCGUCUGCAAGCCUGACCCCAGCCCACCCUCACCUUCAGAGGAGGAGAGGAGGCUGAGCGCAGAGUCUGCCCUGAGUGGUAACUCUGUCCCGUCGGCAAGCACAGCCUCCGAUGGUGAACCUGAGACCCUCCCGGCUGAGGUACAAGGGCUAGGCCAGCAAGAGGCCAUGCCUGGUCAGGAAGAGUAUCCAGAGGAAGACUAUAAUGAGCCCACAGUGCACUUUGCAGAGGACACACUGAUCCCUAGGGAAGAUGGUGAAGGUGAAGAGGGACAGCCCGAGGCUCCCUGGCCGCUGCCCAGUGGCCGACAGAGGCUCAUCCGCAAAGACACACCCCACUACAAGAAGCACUUCAAGAUCUCUAAGCUCCCACAGCCCGAAGCUGUUGUGGCCCUGCUGCAAGGGGUGCAGACAGACAGGGAGGGCCCCACUGCGGGUUGGCACAAUGGCCCACACACACCUUGGGCUCCUCGAGCCCAUGAGGAGGAAGAGGAGGAGGAGAACAGGGAUGAAGAAGAAGGCGAGGCCAGCAUGGAAGAAGAUGACAAAGAAGAGGCUGUGGCUUCUGCUCCCUCUGUCAAGGGGGUGUCGUUUGACCAGGCCAAUAACCUGCUGAUAGAGCCUGCUCGCAUUGAGGAGGAAGAGUUAACACUCACGAUCGUGCGGCAGACAGGGGGCCUGGGCAUCAGCAUCGCAGGGGGAAAGGGCUCUACCCCCUACAAAGGAGACGAUGAGGGCAUUUUCAUCUCUCGAGUGUCUGAGGAGGGUCCUGCAGCCCAUGCUGGAGUCCGAGUCGGUGACAAACUUCUCGAGGUGAAUGGUGUGGCCUUGCAAGAUGCAGAACACCAUGAGGCUGUGGAAGCACUUCGGGGGGCCGGUGCUGCUGUGCAAAUGCGAGUGUGGAGGGAAAGAAUGGUGGAGCCUGAGAAUGCAGUCACCAUCACCCCUCUCCGCCCUGAAGAUGACUAUAGUCCCCGGGAGUGGCGGGGAGGGGGCCUGCGCCUGCCCCUGCUUCAGCCAGAGACUCCUGUACCCCUCCGCCAGCGCCACGCUGCCUGUCUUGUGCGCAGUGAAAAGGGGCUGGGCUUCAGCAUUGCUGGUGGGAAGGGCUCCACACCUUACCGGGCUGGCGAUGCGGGCAUUUUUAUAUCUCGCAUUGCAGAGGGAGGGGCUGCCCACCGGGCAGGCACUCUACAGGUUGGCGACCGUGUUCUCUCGAUCAAUGGAGUGGACAUGACUGAGGCACGGCACGAUCAUGCUGUCUCCCUGCUGACUGCUGCUUCCACUACCAUCUCCCUGCUUCUGGAGAGGGAAACUGGAGGGGCUUAUCCACCCAGCCCCCCACCACAUUCCUCUUCAACCCCUACUGCUACUGUUGCUGCUACCAUGACCACUGCCAUCCCCGGAGAACCUCUGCUACCUAGACUGUCCCCUAGCCUCUUGGCCACUGCCUUGGAAGGACCAUACCCUGUGGAGGAAAUUUGCCUGCCCAGGGCUGGUGGCCCAUUGGGGCUUAGCAUUGUAGGAGGUUCUGAUCACUCCAGCCAUCCGUUUGGUGUCCAGGAUCCUGGUGUAUUCAUCUCCAAGGUGCUUCCUCGGGGCCUUGCUGCUCGCUGUGGCCUUCGGGUUGGGGACCGCAUCCUAGCAGUGAAUGGGCAGGAUGUUCGGGAGGCCACACAUCAGGAGGCAGUUAGUGCCCUGCUCAGGCCCUGCCUGGAGCUGUGUCUGCUUGUACGGAGGGACCCACCACCCCCAGGCAUGCGGGAACUCUGCAUCCAGAAGGCCCCUGGAGAGAAGCUGGGUAUCAGCAUCCGAGGAGGCGCCAAGGGUCAUGCGGGGAACCCGUGUGAUCCUACAGAUGAGGGCAUCUUUAUCUCCAAGGUGAGCCCUACAGGAGCUGCCGGGCGUGACGGGCGGCUGCGUGUGGGGCUGCGGCUGCUAGAAGUGAACCAACAGAGCCUCCUGGGCCUCACGCAUGCUGAGGCGGUGCAGCUGCUGCGCAGCGUGGGUGACACCCUCACCGUGCUUGUCUGUGAUGGCUUUGACACCAGCACCACCACAGCCCUGGAGGUGUCCCCAGGUGUCAUAGCCAACCCAUUUGCAGCAGGCCUUGGCCACAGGAACAGUCUGGAAAGCAUUUCAUCCAUUGACCGGGAGCUGAGUCCUGAAGGCCCAGGCAAGGAGAAAGAGCUGGCCAGUCAAACCCUACCCUGGGAGCCUGAGUCUGCAGAGACCACGGGUCGGAAUCAAGAGCCCCUCAAGCUGGAUUACCGUGUCCUGGCUGCUGUGCCCAGUGCUGGGAGUUUGCAAAGAGGACCCUGUGCGACCACUGGAGGGAAGAUGACUGAGGCCCCCUCUUCCCCUGGCAGUCAGCAAACAAAACCGGGGGUGAUCCAGCCAUUGGCUCAGGCCUGGCCAAGGGACUCCCCAGCCCCCAGGGGCAGAGAUGGUCCCUGUUCUCCGCCCUCCCCUGACGAACUGCCAGCCAAUGUGAAGCAGGCGUACAGGGCCUUCGCAGCUGUGCCCACCGUACAUCCUCCUGAGAACAGUGCUACCCAGCCUCCAACACCUGGUCCCGCAGCCUCCCCAGAGCAGCUGUCCUUCCGUGAACGACAAAAGUACUUUGAGCUGGAGGUACGGGUGCCUCAAGCAGAGGGUCCCCCAAAGCGUGUGUCCCUGGUGGGUGCUGACGACUUGCGGAAGAUGCAGGAGGAGGAAGCUCGCAAGCUGCAGCAGAAGAGGGCACAGAUGCUUCGGGAAGAGGCAGUAACCUCAGGACCUGACACGGGGCUCGCCUCAGACAGGGAGUCCCUGGAUGAUGAGCAGGAGGCUGAGCAGCCCUGGGCCGGGCCAAGCCAUGCAGGAGGCCUCAGCCCCUCUUCACCCACACCCCUGGGAGGCAGCGCCCCUGUGAGGACAGCCAAAGCUGAGCGACGUCAUCAGGAGCGGCUGCGUAUGCAGAGCCCUGAGCUGCCCGCCCCAGAGCGGGCCCUGUCUCCUGCAGAGCGAAGGGCUCUAGAGGCCGAGAAGCGAGCACUGUGGAGAGCAGCCAGAAUGAAGUCUCUGGAGCAGGAUGCCCUCCGUGCACAGAUGGUCCUCAGCAAGUCCCAGGAAGGCCGUGGCAAGAGAGGACCCUUGGAGCGGCUGGCUGAGGCCCCUUCACCUGCACCCACACCAUCACCUACACCAUUAGAAGACUUUGGCCUCCAGACCAGUACCUCCCCUGGACGCUUGCCUUUGUCUGGAAAGAAGUUUGACUACAGGGCCUUCGCAGCCCUGCCUUCUUCCAGGCCUGUGUAUGACAUCCAGUCACCAGAUUUCGUGGAGGAGCUGAGGACUUUGGACCCAUCUCCCAGUCCUGGCCCACAGGAAGAAGAUGGAGAGGUGGCUCUGGUGCUCCUUGGCAGGCCCUCACCUGGCACUGUGGGCCCUGAAGACAUGACGCUAUGCAGUAGUCGUCGGGCCAUGCGGCCAGGACGCCGGGGCCUGGGCCCUGUGCCCUCCUAGGGCCAGGUGCUUCCCCAGACUUAGGGUGGGGAGCCUGCCAGCUUCAUCACCUCCCCUACCCCAGGUCUUUUAGCCUUGGUGUUAGCAUUUUAAAGAGACCCCUCAGGAGUUAUGGCUUCUGAUUAACUGCCCCCAUAGCCGGGAUCUCGUGGCGAGACUGUAACUAGUGAUGUUUGUACAACCAAAGACUCUAUUUUGUGGUUUAAGAAGAAUAAAGUUAACUACGUUUUA